UGUUUUGGUUUUAAUAUUGUUUUGCCUAGUAAUUUUUAACACUUUCUUCCUCAUUCACAUAUCUGAUUUAUUAGUUUACUAUUACAAGCCAUUGUAAAAAUCAAAUGUUAACGCGUCUUACCGACAGCUGCACGAGCAGGUUCUGUUUUAUUCACGUGCAUCGAGUUGUGUGAAAUGAAAGUGAAAGUUCUUCGAGUUGAAUGGCACAGGGAACGAUAGUUCCAGGAGACCGUUUUGUAACAUGAGUUUAAACGUCAAUAUUCUUCUCUGUUUAUUUCUCUGUGGAGAGGUACCAGGAAUCCAGUCUUUCGAACAGGUGCCUUGGCUGCCCUGUCAGCUGGUGGAUGAAAGUGUAACGUUCAAUGAUGAGGGACAUGCUGAAACCGAGUACCAACACAGAGACGCUGGGCUGCAGUUUGGCCAUCCAGGGGACAGUGCUUUGAACCCUAAUACUAUCACCUUCCUUGUUACAGGCUCUAAGGUGGACAUGAGGAAGUACAUUGAAGGAGUAGUGGAGCACCAGCUGCAGUGUGAGAUCCGCAGGUACAGCACAGAGAGCCCCCAGAUGCGUUGGCCAGGUUUAGGAGCCCAGGAGCAUGACAUCUGGUUCACCUGCACCAUACGGCACACCGACGGCGUAUUCAUCAUCACCAGCUUCCUCAGACACACCCCUGCAACGCCCACACCUGGCCAGGCACACUACCUCAACUGGGCCGCCAUCGCAGACAGAGCGGCGCUAACCACUUCAACUGUGAUGCUAGUCCUCACCCGCUCUCCCUCUGUGCGGGUGGGUCUAGUGAAGCAACAGAGCCUGCAUUGUCAGUUUGAUGUGGACCACAAGGCAGCUGACCUGACAGUGGAAUGGCGUUUCCAGCGACGCGGCGAACGCACCACGCUCUUCAGCCACUCCAGCCGCUCGGGCCAGACAGAGGGGAGCGGGGUGCCGCUUAAUGCCAUUGGUAGGGGCGACGCAUCCCUGACGCUCCCCCUCACCAAGCAGAGCAGCGAGGGGACGUAUGUCUGCCAUGUCUCAGUGCCUCCGCUGUUUGGUAGCCAUGACAUCACUCUGCAGAUCAUGGAGUCGCCUCGCGUGUCCUUGAACGUGGACUCUACCAUCUCCCUGGUGGACAGGGGGGAGCAGAAGGUGGUGUGUGAGGCAGAGGGCUACUACCCCCUGGACGUGGAGAUGGAGUGGUUCAGGGAGCCCAGUGGUGGAGGCCUCCUACCAGAGAAGCUGGACACUGUCCUGUACUCCAGCCACCGCCACCACCAGGAUGGGACCUACUCUCUGUCGGCCUUCUUCCUGCUCCACGCUUCCCUGCACGACUCGGGCUCCAAGUACUUCUGCAGGGUGUCUCACAGCUCCCAGCGCAUGCCCAUCCGCAAGAGCUUCACCCUCAACGUCACAGAGUAUGACAGUUGGAACGCUGCACUGUGGUUCUUCUCUGGCUUUGGAUUCAUCUUGGUCAUGGUGGCCACUUUGUUUGUGAUGCUACCCCGCCUGAGCUCAGCAAGAAAAGCAAAUCAGCGCAAGCCCUACUGAGAGAACAAUCCAGAGUGGUCCUUCUCUUCAUCUCUGGACUUCUCUAUCAAGUGUGUUUUUUUUGUUGUUUUUUUUCCCCUGAUUCCCCUAUUAUAAAAGUACACGUAAUACAAAUAUAGAGACUGUCCCACAAGGUCAUAGUACUGUUCUAUGAUAAUACCACUUUAAGAUUGUCUAAGGUAGCUUAAUUUUGCUAUAAAAAUACUUGACAUGGAAUUAUUUUAUUUUAUAAAAAUGCAUGAUAAUGUUUGAUAUGAAAAAUAUGCACUAGGAAAUUGAUUUGUUUGAAGUAGUUUAAAUUGAAAAGCAAGGACCCUGAUGAGAUUGUGAAUAUAAUUUUGUUUUUUCAUUUGUA
This is a messenger RNA of Salmo salar (Atlantic salmon), 1898 nucleotides long. Its product is annotated as tapasin-related protein. The record is from RefSeq and is a predicted model, not a curated record. Lineage: Eukaryota; Metazoa; Chordata; Actinopteri; Salmoniformes; Salmonidae.